This is a messenger RNA of Ectocarpus siliculosus, 3340 nucleotides long. The record is from the annotation of a GenBank genome assembly. Lineage: Eukaryota; Phaeophyceae; Ectocarpales; Ectocarpaceae.
AUGUCGGGGAUGGACGAGGACGACGACGAGGACGAGGAUGACGGCGGGGCCGGGGGAAAGCGAGGCUCCGUUAGCGGGAAGCGGCCCCGGCAGGGAGGGCGGAAUAUGACGGAGCAGCAAAGACUUGAUCGGAGAGAGCGCAACCGGGAGCACGCAAAACGGUCGCGCGUUCGCAAGAAGUUCCUGCUGGAGUCGCUGCAGAAGAGCGUGACGUCACUACAGGAGGAGAACGAGAAGCUCAGGGGGGCAAUCCGCUCCAACCUGGGUCCGGAAGAGGCAAAGGAGCUUCUAGCUGAGACGGAGACGCCCACGACCCUCAUCUCCAGUAGACCGGGAGAUGCCACGAAGGUUCUGGACGACCCGGACUACUCGUUGGUGAAGGCGUUGCAGACGGCGCAGCAGAACUUCGUUAUCACCGACCCCACCUUGCCGGACAACCCGAUCGUCUUUGCGAGCCAGGGUUUCCUAGAGUUGACGGGAUAUACGCUGGACCAGGUGCUGGGUAGAAACUGCCGGUUCUUGCAGGGACCGGACACUGACCCUAAGGCCGUGGAGAAGAUCAGAAAGGCUAUCGAGAAGGGCAUGGACACGUCCGUUUGCCUCCGCAACUACCGCGUGGACGGAGCCAUGUUCUGGAACCAGUUCUUCAUCGCGGCGCUGCGGGACUCCGAGGGCACCGUGAUCAACUACGUCGGGGUGCAGUGCAAGGUGGACGAAGAUUUUGUCCGAGCUGUGCAGCGAACGGAGGGAGAGGAAGACGGCGAGGGCGACGAAGAGGAGGAGGACGAGGAUCACAGUGACACGGAGGAAAAAGACGCCGCCGGUUAACGGUGGGCCGAGAGGUUCCGUGGAAUCGCACGCCCGGGGAGGAGGUUUUUCGGGUUGGCGGGUGCUCCUCUCAGUAGGGGGGGGGAGGGGGGGGUUGGGUGUGCGAUUUCGUUGUGAGUGGAGGUGAUGCUGCUGGGGGGGAGGGAAGGGAGAAAAUUGCGGGAAAGGGCAAGGCUUAGAGACACCGAUCGGUCGUGAGCGGCUUGGUUUGGUGCGCGCGCGCAGCGGUUGGAUGGUGCGCGUGCUUGCUCUUGGGCGGCCGCGGCAGCAGCAGCAGCAGCAGGUAUAAACGACCCAUAUGACGAAGGUGCUUGCAUGUUUUGCCUUGGUCGCUACGAAUGGUGGUAGUUUGAGACUUCCCUUUUGAUAACAGAAACUUGUCAAGUGAGUUAAAGGUGGAACGUCCAAAAGUUGGAGUAGAGUGCAGGUUUCCAGGAUAUCGGGAAGGCGUAGGGGGGGGGGAGGUGAGGCCCGAUGGGGGGGGGGCAGAGGGUGUAUGCCCAUGUUCGGAAACUGUUCUGCGGCGUUUUGGUCGCUGUGGAUUUUUUUUUUUUUUUAUCUGUAGCUCGUCCAAAAGUGGGGGAGUCACGCGUACACACCCAAAGGGCUGGGGAGUGGAAGGAGGUCCUGAUCUCCUUUUCACAUGCUCUCUCUCUCUCUCUCUCUGUGAGGGGUUGUCCUCUCUGACGAUGGUCCCGGGAGUUGCGCGCGACGUGCGGGUGCCAGGCUGAGGGGGGAUCGCAAAUGGGACCUGAGUUGCAGGGUGCGAAUAGGCAACAAGCGUGUGUGCGUGUGUGUGGAUUUACGGAGUGUUUUCCAUGUCGAGACCCGAGUUUUGACUCAACUCGUGUCUCUUUUGUCCUUAUCGUUCUGAGCAGCUUUGGCCAGGGUCUCUAAAAGUACGUUGUUUGAUGCAUCCGUCGAAGGGGGAGUGGUGUGAUUUGCCUCUCGGUGUGUGACUUGCUCCUUUUAUCCUGUUUGGAGCUAGAGUAUUCCCUCGUAUUUCUCACACAAUCUGACUCGCUCUCUCACGUCGUUACCACCGAGUUGCGGCAUCACGAAUGGUGGUUCCUUCCAAGUAAGUCGUUCACGCCUAGCAGGAGAGGCGAGAGACGGAGGAGCGCUAUCGACGGCGAGCUUGUAUCAGUGUAUCGAGGCCCGGAUAGCCUGGUCUGGUUUCUGCUUUCCCUCGUAUCUCAGGGAAUAAAACAAAAAGAGGAGGGUGCGUCAUAUUUUGGUGUUGAUGCGUCACGUUGUAGUCUCUUUUAUAUUUAAUCUGUGUUGUUUAUUCUCUUAUUUCCCCUUUUGUUGUCAUCACCCCCUCCGUCUGGGUCUCGCGUUGAUAGAUUGCGGAUGUGACUGCGAGAAACCACUGUAGAGAAGCAAGAGCUGUAUCGCGUGCCCGCCUUCAUGUAGAGCCCAGGGCGCGACCGCGCACCGCUUCGCACACAAAAUGCUGUCUGUCCUUGUGUCUGCCGGUGCCUGCCCGACGUCUCCGGUACCCCUUAUAGCCUUUUGAGUUGUGCGCCCUGCGCAGUAUGUAGGCGUGGUGGCGAGGUGGGCGCCCCCCGCACAAACCCUUUUACUACGUCUACGUCGAAGACGUUUCUACUAAUAGUGUUGGGGGUCCCUUCGCCUGCAAUUUGUGGUGCAAAAGAUGAAAGUUAUGUAGGCAUGUCUCGAGCACGUAAACAAAGGGUUGUUGUUUAUUUCUGCACUCACUCGCGGGGAUGAGUCGAUGGCCAACAGGCCGAUUGAUGAUUGCUGCAGCCAUGGGCGGGUCAGCAUUUGCUGAACACUAGGUGUGGCUCCAAGAUGGAACGAGGGAUUCAAUCGAGAGGCCUGUCUUGCGGAUCCUGCUGCCUUGCUGCUAGAGAAAGUUGUCUGCAGAUUCGCAGUGCUCCGCAUUGUCGUGUUGAUGAUUCUCGUGUGGAAAAGUGUGAUCGACGAGGGGAUGGGUGGCCCGACCGUGUGGGGUCGAAGGAAGCAACGAGUUGGUCGUUUUUGGAGCGGCCGCCUUGGAUUCUGGAAAAUGAGGGGCGUGGGUGGAAAUGGUUGAAUGACGCAAGAGAUAGGUGUGUUUUGUGUUGGGGGCUGUAGCAGCGCCCUUAAGGUGGAAAGGUAUAUACGAAGGCCGAAGUGCGAGCGAACUAGUCGGCACGAUAGAGGUGGAACAGGGGGAAGGAUUCAGGCGGGAAGAUAUCGUACUUCACCAAUGACAAAGCAAAACAGCCGAUGGUAUCCAGGUAGAGGGGCAGGAAAAGAAGCAAGGCAGGGGAACAGAAAAAGUGAGAGUCAGAAUCCCGAGGUAAACCCCAAACAUUCGUUGGAGGAUCUACCCUUGCUUGUUGCUUUUGCUUGCUUCGAUAUGUCUGGCAACAACACCACCACUCCGCCGCCGUGGAGCCAGCUAGCUGUAUGAGCGCUUGAGCUUGUUGGAGCUGUUGUAGUCUGCCUCUUGCCUGGUGUGCGUGGCCCGCGAUUCAACUGACUGAUUCUUUUGGUCGGUUGU